AUGGCGCGCCGACAUCGCAAAGUCAAACAUACCUCAAAGGACAUUAAAGACCUUCUCGAUAGUCCAACGCUUCACCACAAAAAGACUUCGAAACAGCAACCGUUGGAAUGGGAGGAAGAUUCGGAGGGAGACCUUCAACCGGUAUUCCCCACAGUCGUCGAGUACAAGUACGAUUCGAAGGACCUCGAGCCGUAUAACAAACUCAACCUGCUGCAUCAGGAGAAGAGGGAUAUACAGAAGCUCGUCAGUCGAACCACCACCAUUUCCAUUUCUGAAGUUGCCCGCCGAAAUCCGAGUACAAGUCUAUCGCUACUAGCUGGUCACAUCCGAUUCAUACCCCAAGGGAACCGAUUCUGGGGGGUAGAUAAAUACCAAGUCUUCCCCUUACACGUGUCGCUUCUAUGCAAGCUUAUUCGGUCCGAGGCCGCGCAGGUAUUCUACGGAGAGAAUGAGUUCCGAUUCGCAAAGCAGCUUCGACACCUUUCCCUUACCGCAUGGGCACGGAAUAUCGGCGAUUUCAAUGCUGGCUGGCUGCAGACCGUGACUAUUUGCACUCCUUUUAUCGGGAAGAAAAUAAAAUACCAUUUUGCUAUACGAUGGCUCAACUGCACUUGCGAGUACCAUCUUGAACACUAUGGCUGGACUAAAUCCCUGCCGAGGAAGUCCCAGUUCCAGUUCCAUGAGAAGUUCAACGCGCUGGUUGGAUUCCUCAUGGAAGCGCCAAGCUUGCAGCGGCUCAAUCUUGUUCUGCCCUGGGAUUGGCAGUACUCCGCUCGCCUCGACAAGAUACGUGCUGAAUAUGGACCAGGCAGCAUGGCCAACGAGCCUAUAUGGACGGCGUUAGAGAAACUCUUGUGCGCCAAGCGAUCCCUAGUAGUCACGGUUAUCCGGUUAUGGUACGACGAAUCAGACCUCUGGGAAAAUGAGCUGAACCACGAGCGACAUAUAAAGAAGCUUCGGCAGCGAUUAGGGAUCUGGAACUCCCAAAUGCAGCGAGUUGAUGACGCCUGGUGUUAUCGGGGCCGCUAUGCAUAUUGGGAAAUGCCGCCCAGUAUCCGUGAAGGGCAUCUGGAAGACGUGCUGCUAGACUUACGCUUUUUGUUCACGGAUGAGACUUGGUAUGAGGUCGAGCGCGCGGGGUACGAGGAUGGAAGUCGAUGGUUAAAGACGGCACAAGGAUGA
Messenger RNA from Trematosphaeria pertusa, 1182 nucleotides. RefSeq lists its product as uncharacterized. The record is from RefSeq and is a predicted model, not a curated record. The transcript has 2 exons. Bases 1 to 1182 code for a protein of 393 amino acids. NCBI's taxonomy places the organism in Eukaryota, Fungi, Ascomycota, Dothideomycetes, Pleosporales, Trematosphaeriaceae.